Dictyostelium discoideum AX4 is the source of this 1677-nucleotide messenger RNA. RefSeq lists its product as hypothetical. The record is from RefSeq and is a predicted model, not a curated record. The coding region runs from base 1 to 1677 and encodes 558 amino acids. The transcript has 3 exons. NCBI's taxonomy places the organism in Eukaryota, Evosea, Eumycetozoa, Dictyosteliales, Dictyosteliaceae.
AUGGAAAAUGAAGAACAAGAAAGUGGUGAAAUUCUUUCUAGUGAAGAGAUGAUGAUGUUGGAUAUUCAACCAAAGCCAUUAUCAUCAUUAUUAUCAUUUUCAACAUUAUCACCAAGUGUAGAUGAAAAUAAUAAUUGUGACUUUGAUGAUUUAAAUUCAAUUUUCAAAGAUUUUCAAAAACAAAAAAAAAAUUUAAAAGAUAAUAUACUCAAAUUUUAUAAUAAAAAAAAAGAAAAUAAUGAUAAUUUUUUUAAUAUUCUAAAAUCAUACAUAACAACUAAUAACAAUUACAAUAAUCAUUUUUAUUUCAUUAUAUCAAUAUAUAAUAUUCUAUAUGAAAAUUAUAAAGAUGAAACACCAUUUGAAUAUUUUAUAGAAAUUAUUUAUAUAGUAUCAAUCAAUGAUCAUCUUGGUCCAUCAGAUAGAUUAUCAUCAAUUUUAUUCUUUUCAAAGUAUUUCAAUAAAAAUGGGAACAAAAAUCAAUUAUUUAAUUCACUACUUUCUUUAAUAAAAAUUGAAAACAUAUCAUCAACUAUUGUAAAUAAUAUCAUUGAAUUUCUAGGUUCAAUAUUAUCACUCUCAAUUAGUUUAGGACUGUAUAAUAUAUUACAAUUAACUUAUGAUUGGAUAAUAGAAUUUGCCAAUCAACCAACAACAGCAAUAACAGAAUUACUAAAUCAAAUAAUAAAUAAUAUAAAUAAUAUAAAUAAUAAUAAUAAUAAUAAUAUAAAAACAGAAACAGAAUCAGAAAUAGAAUCAAAAUCAGAAUCAGAAUCAGAAUCAGAAUCAAAAAUAGAAACAGAAAUAGAAAUAGUAACAGAAAGAGAAAUAGAAAUAGAAAUGGAAAUAAAAAAAGAAAAUGAAAAACAAGUAAAAGUUGAUAUUUUUUAUAUAUCAAUUAAACUUUUAGAUAUAUUAAUAAAUGAUCAUUUAAUUUUGAAUGAAUCUUCAAAUAAUUUUGAGAAUUUACCAUCAAACUCAUUUGAUUUUUCAUCAUUAUUAACCUCAAUAAUAAUAUCACAUUAUUUAAGUCCAUUUAAUAAAACCAAUUCCUAUAUCAACGAUAGUAAUAAAAGAGAUAAUAACUAUAUAGAAUUCACAGUAAUCCCAAGAACAUUAUCACUUUUAUCAAACUAUUGGUUACGUCAAACACCACAACUAUUAUUUAAAUUCAAUGAAAAACAGUCAAAAUCAUUAAACCAUAUUAAUUUAUUAAAAGAAAUAAUUACAAUUAGUAUAUUUUCAAACUAUAUUAAUUAUAAUAAUAAUAAUAAUAAUAAUAAUAAUAAUAAUAAUAAUAAUAAUAAUAAUAAUAAUAAUAAUAAUAAUAAUAGUGGUGAAAAGAAUGAAUUGGUUGAACCAUAUAUUAUGAAAUUAAAUUCAGUAUUAAUUGAUGCAAUUUAUCAAAUUUCUGAAUGCAAAAAUGAUGAUUUCUCAAAUUUAAUCAUUAAAAACAUUUCAAAUACUUUAAAUCCUGAAUUCUUUAUAAAUAUAAUUACAAUGAUAAAUAACUUUAAUUUUGAUAAUAAGAAAUUUGUUGAUAGAAUAUCAACAAUAAUUCAAAUCUAUUCAAAAACAUGCAAAAGAAUAAAUCCAAAUUAUUUAAAUACUCAUAUUGAAUUAUUAAAACAAUUAAAUGUUCAAACACAAAUAUCAAUAACAAUUUUAAACCAAUAA